CUGGCUCACCUGUGGGCCAGGUAUGGUUGUUCCUGGAGACUCCACCCCCUGUGGGUCUUGCAGCUCUGCGCGCUCUGGGGCGGCCGCCCUCCACUCGGAAUUGCCACGACGCAGACAGAGCGCGGACAACUUUGGCACAACGCAGACAGGGAAGCUCACACGCGCCACCAUGAGUACCACGAACGUCUUUUUGUCUGCCUUGCAGCCCCACAGCGCGUCCACCACCUACGCCCUCCCGUCUGACAUUCGCAUCGGGAACGGGGGCGCGCUGACCGACGACGAAGCCAAGGCGCGCCGCGUCCAGGAGCAGAUCAAGCUGAAACUCGCGGAGAAGUCCACGCUUCCGCGACAGAAUGGAAAGGCCUCACAGCACCCCAUGUCAGACUAUGGCGGCUCCUCCACCAUGAAAUACAGCACCUACAGCCCAGGCGGCUUCACCUCAAAGUCAUCCUUGAUGUACAGCGGCUCCAGGACAAUGGGUCCUCGCAUAUCCCAGCGGGCAGAUUUCAGCUCCCGGUCUUCAGGCCCGGCCAUUGCUCAGUUUCAAAGGAUGAGUGUUGGUAGUGGAGUUGGUGGUGGAGUUGGAGGUGGAGUUGCAGGUGGGGGUGGGGGAUACUACAUAGAAGACGGCAGAAUGGGUUUUUCCCAAGGAAGCAUGAGACAACAGAAUCGAAUAGAACCAGAUACAGUGUCUGUGCACUCGAUGCGACAAAUGGGGGGCAACUGGAUGUAUGACGACGACGACGCUGGAAGCUUGAUAUCUGAACGCGACUCCACCGUGCAACGCCAGUUCACUCAAAGUGCCGUCAACGGCUACAGCACCCAGAUGAGGCAAGGCACCAUGAACCAGAUGGCACCUAUGCCACGAUCUUUAAGCGGCACUAUUUACUCAAAUGGAGGAAUGUCAGGGGGAGGGACAGAGUUCAUUCAGCAGCAGCAUUCCUUCAAAGGCCCGGCAUUCCGUACUAUCAGCAGGAUUGCAAACAGAAACCGAAUGAGUGUUGGUUCGAUGUCUGGGAACCAGAUGUCCUCAAGUGCCAGCAGCUUUGGGAGAGACAAAAUGGACGGAGGGUUUUUAGUUCAGGGUAGUUCCCAGGGAAAUCUGAACAUGUUUCGCCAAAGCACCUUGCCCCGUUCCAUGUCCAUUAAAAGCCUCCAAAGCGUUGGAAGAGGUGUGGACGUCUUUGAUGAGCAGAUGGGGCUCAGCGGUAUGGACAUAUACACAGCAGUGGACAACAUCAGAUCAGGAGAUCCUGAACUUCAGAUACUUGGGGCUGCAUGGAUACAGCAUCAAUGUUUCAACAGUAAUGAGGCAAAAGUUGAGGUACGGGAUCAGGGUGCAAUAGGGGAUCUGGUGAACCUUUUCAACAGCGAUGACCCGGUUGUGCGACGUUAUGCCACUGGUGCAGCACGCAACCUCAUCUAUAAGAACAUGGAAAACAAGACGGUCCUGGUUGAAAAGAGUGGCAUUUCUGAGCUGGUCAAGGCACUGGGAGAGAAUGACGAUGAGCUCCGCAAAAAUAUUACAGGUAUCCUGUGGAAUCUUUCAUCCAAAGACAAGCUGAAGGAGAGAGUGGCCAAGGAAGCAGUUGCUGAACUCUCAAAGACAAUCCUUGAACCUUUGAAGGUCAAAUUGAAGGAGGAAUCUGGAAAUGACAGCGACGACCCUUCCGAUAAAACAGCUGAUGGAGAAAUCUUCCUGAACACCACGGGCUGUUUGAGAAAUCUGAGUUCUGAAGGCGAGAAGUGCCGGCAGUUGAUGCGAGCUCAACCUGGAAUAGUGGAGGGCUUAGUGCUGUACAUCAAGUCUAUGGUCCAGAAGAAAAAAACAAACGACAGGGGGGUGGAGAACUCUGUGUGCAUCUUGAGAAACCUCUCGUACCAGCUCUACCAAGAACUUCCAUCUGCUAUUCGAAGCCGCCUGGCGGGGCCAACAAGGGACAAGAACACGGAUGAGGAGACCAUCGGCUGCUUUACUCCACAGAGCAAGAAAGCCAAAAAUAAGAAGAACAAGGCUUGUCCCACAAUUAACGAGGUUACAAAAAAUCCAAAGGAAAUGGAGUGGCUCUGGCACCCUGAUAUUUUGGGAGUGUACCAUGACCUGCUGCGGACGCCCGACACUACUCAUACCAGUCGUGAGGCGGCUGCCGGAGCUCUUCAGAACCUCACCCAUGGAGACCUAAGGUGGCCUUCAGUGCUGUCGGAUUUUGCCGAGGAGAAGCACAAGAUGAUCCCAACCAUUUUAGAUCGUCUGAAAACGGAGCAAGAUUCUGAGCUGCGUUCAAUCACAGGCUUUUUGAGGAAUCUGUCUCGCAACACAAAGAAUAAAGACAGCAUGGCUCAACAAGUCAUACGCGACUUGUUGAAGAUAUUGCCUGACGACACUGAAGCUAGAACGAUUUCUAACCCCGUGAUCGUCAACAUCUGUGGCAUUUUCAACAACCUGGUCAUCGGCAGUGUUGAAGCUGCAAGAGAGAUCACCGAAAACGGGGGCGUGAGCAAACUAAUACAAAUCAAGGAUUCUGGAGACGUAAGCGCUGAGGGUUGUCAGGCAUCCAGAUCAGCAGGAACAGUCCUAACCAACAUGUACUAUUACAAGAAACUGCACAAACUGUACAAAACGCAUGGCCACACAAAAGACGAUUUUGUCGACAAGUUUGCUUAAAGGAAAAGGUCUGGAGUGCAAAGUUCAUUCUUUAUCUUCGACUGCGCUAAGGCCACAAGCUAAGCAAAGGAAAAGACUGUUUUACUACAACAUCUCUGGAGCGGUACCUGUGGAUCCGAUGGAUUAUAUGGAUGGACUCUGAUACAAAUGUGUGCACCUUAAUCAUUAACUUUGCAUAUACACGAUAAUCUAAGCGGCAAGUUCCAUCUCUGCCCUCAACAGCAUGAAUUCAGGUGGAACGGCAGCCGUCACUGGAAUUAAAGUGGACAGUUGAGGUUUUCAACUGGACUAGAAAUCUAAGAACCAGGUCUUUUUGUAAAUAUUGCAUUUACAGAUUUUAUAUAUUGUGCUAUUCUAAAAUUAGUUUGAAACAUUUUUUUUUAACAUUUUAGGUGUAAAUAUUUGAUUUAUGGGACAGAUGUUUCUGCAUAUUUUGCUUUUCCAUUUAGGUGUGCUUGAAGCAAAAUGUUCUCUUAAAUGUCAUUUAUAAAACCACAAUGUACUGUUGAAAAUAAUCCAUUGAACAAUCUUCUCUCAAUGUUGUUCAUUUAAAAACCAAAAAGAUGAAUUUUUGCCAUGUCUUUUUCUGAUUGUAAUCUUGAAUUAUGUAACAGUUGAACAUGAGUCUGUUAAUAUCUAAACUAAAACAUGAAAGUUGGAAUGAGAAUAAUUACAGUUGUGUGGCGUAAAUGGUGUUUGUGUGGGUUUUGCACAACAUUGGUUGUUCGGUUUGUUACUUUUGUAAUAAAUUGUUUUUGGAAUUAAAAUUUAAUAAUUAAAAAAGGAUUCUCAGAAGUGAA
Messenger RNA from Oryzias melastigma (Indian medaka), 3465 nucleotides. RefSeq names its product plakophilin 3a (gene pkp3a). Gene Ontology annotation, biological process: cell-cell adhesion; cell-cell junction assembly. Bases 23 to 2665 code for a protein of 880 amino acids. The record is from RefSeq and is a predicted model, not a curated record. Gene Ontology annotation, cellular component: nucleus; adherens junction; plasma membrane. The transcript is spliced from 13 exons. NCBI's taxonomy places the organism in Eukaryota, Metazoa, Chordata, Actinopteri, Beloniformes, Adrianichthyidae. Gene Ontology annotation, molecular function: cadherin binding.